UUCUGUAGCCUAACAAAGAGUUCGUUAGCCUCUGGGGUGGACGUGCCUCGUCAUUAGCUGUUUAUCUCCUCCCACCUGGACCUGUCUGACCUUUAACCCAGCCUCCUGCUCCUUUGAACCGAACUGUUCUCUUUGGCAGUAUGAGCGAGAAGCGAGGAUGUCCCUUUCAGCUGCUGAACCGUGCGCACAGAGACUACGAUGGUAGUGGUGGUGGAGGAUCCAAGACCUUCGGGCCAAAUGGUCAUGCCACCACCAACCCGGGACCGAGCCCCAUGGGUAGGAGGAGCCAAGGCAUGGGCACCAUGGACAGUGACAGGUCCCUGGCCCUGGAUGAGGCUGCCGCUGCUACUGCUGACAGUACACGUUACUCUCCUGUUUCACUGAAACUGGAGCCCACAGUGGUGAAUAAUAGGUCAGACACUCCAUGCAGCCCGCAGACGGACACAAAGGACCUACCGCUGCAGAUCGACGGCCGGCCCCCUGCCUACUGCCCUAACCCUCCUCUCCCUCCAGCCAUCCGGCUGCGCUCCACCAUACACUCCCAGAGCCCCUACGUCACCAAGACUAGCAUGCAGGGGGAUGUCUACAACUUCCUAGAGAGACCCGCUGGAUGGAGAUGCUUCCUCUACCACUUCUUGGUUUUCCUCAUGGUCCUGGUAUGCCUUAUCUUCAGUGUCCUGUCCACCAUAGAACACUAUGCCGAUUUUGCCAGCGGAACACUCUUUGUGAUGGAGAUUGUCCUGGUGCUGUUCUUUGGGACAGAGUACGUGGUGCGGCUCUGGUCUGCCGGCUGCAGGAGCAAAUAUGCAGGGAUCAAGGGACGACUCCGCUUCAUCAGGAAACCCAUUUCUAUCAUAGAUCUGAUAGUGGUUAUUGCCUCCGUCGUAGUGCUGGGUGUAGGCUCCAAUGGCCAAGUGUUUGCCACAUCUGCUAUCAGGGGAAUCCGCUUCCUCCAGAUUCUACGCAUGCUGCACGUGGAUCGUCAGGGAGGAACAUGGAGGCUUCUUGGAUCGGUAGUCUUCAUCCAUAGACAGGAGCUGAUCACCACGCUGUACAUCGGCUUCCUGGGGCUCAUUUUCUCCUCCUACUUUGUGUACCUGGCGGAGAAGGAUGCUGUGGACGAGGAGGGAAAGACUGGCUUCUCCAGCUACGCUGAUGCCCUGUGGUGGGGCGUGGUGACGGUGACCACCAUUGGCUACGGGGACAAGAUUCCUCAGACGUGGAUAGGGAAGUGCAUUGCCUCCUGCUUCAGCAUCUUCGCCAUCUCCUUCUUCGCUCUGCCUGCAGGUAUACUGGGCUCGGGCUUUGCUCUGAAGGUGCAGCAGAAACAGAGACAGAAACAUUUCAACAGACAGAUCCCGGCUGCAGCCUCACUAAUCCAGACGCUGUGGCGCUGCUAUGCAGCAGAGAAACGAGAAGGCUGUCCCGCCACCUGGAAGAUGUAUGUCCUCACCGGAGACUACAUUCCCCCCAUGAACUCUGAAAACAACAACCCAAACCUCAGAAACAAGCGCACCAAGAGGAAACUGAAGAUGGUUCGUGACAAUGGCUCCAUGACCAUCCUUGGAGCGAGGAAGAUGUCCAUUCCUCAGAUCACCUUCGACCACAUCGAAGAUAACGACGAGAAGAAAGAGGUCCCCUUCUUUCUAGAAGAACCCCAAGGCAUCAUCCGGAUGUUCAGACAAACAGGCGUUCAGCACUCAUGGUCCUCUUUCAAUCUGAGCUGUACUGCCUCUCCAGUUAAGAAAAACCUGGACGGGCCUUCCAUAGGCAUCUCCCGGGGCAACAGCUUGAGUGAUGACAUGGACUAUGUCAGCGAAGACACACCUUUACCCGUGGUGACAGACGCAUCACAUUUGUUGACCAGCCCGUUCAUGGCAAAGGUCCAGGACUCAGUCUCAACUCACCACUUGAAUUCAAGAAGGUUGUCUCACGCCCAAAAAUCUGCAAUCAAAGUACUCCGGAGAAUGAAGUACUUUGUGGCCAGACAGAAAUUUCAGCAAGCGAGGAAACCGUACGACGUGAGGGACGUGAUGGAGCAGUACAACCAGGGACACCUCACCAUGAUGGUCCGCAUUAAGGAGCUACAGAGGAGACUGGACCAUACGUUGGGGAAACCAGGAAUGUUUCUGGCAGAGAAAGGUGUAGAUAAAGAAUACUACACUGUGGGAGCCAGACUGGUCCGCCUGGAGGACAAGAUGGACCAGAUGAGCCAUAAGAUGGAGGCGGUGCUGAAGAUCUUGGUGGACCAGUACAAACCCAAGGCAGAGCUGCUCCAGAGGGCCCCAGCCCCUCCACUCCCAGCCCCCUACAGUUCUCGCAUCAGCAUCAUGAGGCGUCAGAACAUGGGCGUCAGCUUGGACGAGGGACGGUGAUGUCACAGUGGGCAGAAAGGCGCCAGGGAUGGAACCACCAGGGACUAGUAUGACCAACCGUGAGAUAUCAGUUGCAAUGAGAAGAUCAAUCAUUUUUAAAUUCAUUGUCAGCUGCUUGACCAGGAGGGCACAGACUCCAAUAAAGAAAAGGGUGCACUCUUUUUACCUUAUUAAAAAGAUGGUGUCAUUUGGCUACUUUUGCCCUCUGUUUUAUAAUCCCCAAAACCUUUACAUCACUGUCUUUGACCGCUGACCUUAGAGAGAGAACGUGAACAACUCAGCUCCUGCUUCUGUUCUCCUCUGCUGAAGAGGCAUGCUUGUCUGAAAGUGAGGGCUAUAGAGAACUAUGAGAGGGGACAUGGCAGCAGUUUACUAACAGCUAGAGAUGUACGGUGAUGCCGUGCAUCCUCCCUCCCCCCAUCAUGGUGAAUGGGCAUACGGGGUCCUCUUCUUCAGAAGCUUCUUUCUCCCUCUUUAAUAUCAGCACUAUGAAAACAUACCACACUCUUCUUUCUUUUUUUAAUUUUACCCCCUUUUCUCCCCAAUUUUGUGGUACCCAGGUGUUAGUAGUUACUAUCUUGUCUCAUCGCU
Oncorhynchus mykiss (rainbow trout) is the source of this 2966-nucleotide messenger RNA. Its product is annotated as potassium voltage-gated channel subfamily KQT member 1-like. Gene Ontology annotation, biological process: potassium ion transmembrane transport. The record is from RefSeq and is a predicted model, not a curated record. Gene Ontology annotation, cellular component: voltage-gated potassium channel complex; membrane. Gene Ontology annotation, molecular function: voltage-gated potassium channel activity. Lineage: Eukaryota; Metazoa; Chordata; Actinopteri; Salmoniformes; Salmonidae.